AUGGGCGACGGUAUUAAGUUAAUUAAAGGUAAGCGUCACAAGAGCUCCAGCAGUUUGUCUGGAGGUGCGUUAGAAGGAAGACUUUCCACGAGAAAACUGGACAUUCGUGCUUCCAUACCCGAAUUGGAAGACCAAUUUGCUUUGGCAGAAGCGAGAUGCGACGACUUACAAGAGAAAAUAGAUUUGGUGAAAGUUUUAAAAAAGAAAAGGAAAUUAAAGAAACGGAGCUCCACUCGAGUGACCGACCAGCGGCCGUCGAUAGAAGCGCUCCCGCUCAUAACUGUGCGAACUCAGCCUAAGAAAACUCUCAUGGUUACAGAGGUGUCGCAGCAGUCGACCAGGCAUCGCCGGUACGAUUUACCCCCCAACCCGGCGAGGGGGUACUUAGACCCGGCCACCGUUGAGCAGCACAGGAUGAUUGGCCAGGUGCACGGGUACAAUCAGAUGUACCGACCUGCGCCGGAGUCACCGAAGGUGAAACUCAUGGCGUCCGAGCAGUCGCGACCACAGUCGAAGAGAGUGCCCGUGGCGCGACCCGAUGGCGAUGCUGGAAAUUCACGGAAAAGUUCGCGCAUUGCGACCAUUCAGAUGAUGCCCACCGCCCAGGACGCCGGCUGCGGCUCGGACCUUGACCCUGCCGAGUUUUCCGAGAGCGAAGACGUUUUCAAUCAGCCUACGGUGUGUUCAACAGCGCCCAAGAAAGUUGAGAACGUGCAUUAUGCGAAAUCUCCGCCGGCGCGACGAAGGCAUGUGCCCCGGGAAUCUUUGGCCAAAGACGAGUCGAGAGCCGCGCGUGGUUACCGGGCGGAGUCUUCGCCGGUACUGAGGAGAAAUACCAAUCAGAAACUUAAGGAGACUCCAUCUAUACCCGAGGAGAGGUCGGUGGUGGAAUUGUUCAACAAGGACCACUGCCGGGGGAAUGUGGUGGACCAAAGGACCAGCCCGAUGAGGCAGGCGCCAAAGAAGAAAGGUCGGGGUGUCGUAAAUCAAACUGAAACUUCAGACGUGCGCAAUGCUUCGAUGACACCGAUGAAAAAGGAAAGUCACACGAAACACCCCCACCGUAUCAAGUAUCGGAGCCGCCGAUAUGAACUCCCGACCGUCGCGUCGCAGAUGAAGCAGGCCCGCAUGCAGUACUACCAGGUCACGGCGAACCACACCAACAUACCUUUUGUCGUCAGCAAGAGUACUGCUCCGUCGCAUAAUAUAGGUGUUAACAUACAACAGGUUUUGAAUGGCGUCAAAAUACAACAGCCGCUCUCUGGUAUACCGCUCACCAUCGCUCAUCAUAUGGGUCUGGGUCACCUCCCCACUUAUGGUCAUGCAAGAACUACUGCAGUGCAACCAACAAUAGACAACAAGGAGAUAAACGCGAUCCAACUGGGCCGCAGGCUUGUCCGUCUGCCGUCUUACAAGUUCAACAUGUCCUUCAACCGGCUGCUAACCCUCUACCGCGAGGGGGACGGCAUGGUGCCCAGGUUCCUGAGGGCGAUCAGCAGGCCGCAUUACUUCUACACUUCUAUGUACAACAGUCUAGCCACGAAUCGGGAGGACCACGACGGCGCCACGUCCAAAGGUCUCGGCGGGAGUCAGGAGGCGAAGCAGAGUCUGGCCGAGUACGCGGCGCUGUACCGGGAGUUUGAAUACGUGGACAAGUGCAUCAAGGACGGCCACAGAGAUCCCGAACUGGAGCAGAGGAGGGAUGAGCUGUCUAGGGAGCUGGCUGAUAGGGAAGACCAUAUAAGGAGGGUUGUACAAGAAUACGGGGCCCAAGCCGACGCGGAACAAACGGUGCUCCGGUCUUCAGCCUCCACCAGCGAGAACCCCUACCGGCACUCCACCAACAGGCUCAACGUGGGGGACCCCCAGCAGUAAAGCUGCCGCCUGGCGCUAGUUCUGCGAACUAAAUUCUGCGUUGCAUCGGACUUGACAACUAUGGACAAUAAAAUUAUCGUCCUUCACACUCGCCUCGUAGACUACCGUCGCCCAGUAGACCAAUCUAAUUCGUCUAUCGUCGCUACGUUUGCGUUUUUUUAAACUAGAUAAUAGAUGGCGUUAGCGUCGCGUUCGACACAAUGCUUCUCCCGCGCGCGAAUAUUCUCGAGCGCGGUAAGAGCUUCUAGGAUUAGCUCUAUAGGAAAAGUAGUCUAGCGUCUAAUAAACUUUAGGUUAUUAUUGCUACACGGCAAGAUGAUCUGCUUUAUCAAUUUAUAUACAACUGUUCGGCUGCGGGUGAUCGUGUAUCUGAUUGUUACGUCCAAAAUCAAUUGCUUUUCCGAACGUGAAUGGUUGGGCAUA
This is a messenger RNA of Amyelois transitella, 2298 nucleotides long. RefSeq lists its product as uncharacterized. The transcript is spliced from 17 exons. Bases 1 to 1875 code for a protein of 624 amino acids. Lineage: Eukaryota; Metazoa; Arthropoda; Insecta; Lepidoptera; Pyralidae. The record is from RefSeq and is a predicted model, not a curated record.